Molecule: messenger RNA, 14691 nt
Organism: Cinara cedri
Lineage: Eukaryota; Metazoa; Arthropoda; Insecta; Hemiptera; Aphididae
Source: the annotation of a GenBank genome assembly
GAGUAGUGUCUCGUGGAAGUGAUUGGACGUUUAUUUUGAAAUUUACCAAGCGUCGUACUCUCGUGUACACUUGUAUUAUUUUACGUCUGCACGUGGUGCUUCCGUUGGUUUUCGCAAAUUAUAAGUACUUAUCGAAUUGUUGUAAAUUUUUUUUUUUUCCAUCGCAAUAAUACAAUUUAAAAACAACCCAGUAUCAUAAGCCGGUCGGGACGUUUUAACGUUGUCGAAUUAUAUAUUAUAGCCAGAGCAUAUUUAAGAAAAUAUAACACCGCUCGAUAUAAACAUCGACCGAUCCUUUCGACGUGAAAUCAUGAAGAAGGUAUGUAUAUAUUAUAAUAUAUUAUAAUAAUACGACAAUAAUAUGUGUCAAUUAAUAAAAUAUUGUAUACAUUUAGAAAAUUAAGUGAAAAAAAAAAAAAUGAUUAUAAUCGAUUGAAAUGCAAUACAUUACUUAUAUCUUUAGUUCCGGGGAGGAGGGAUUAAGUCAAUUUUGUAUAUUUUUUUUAAUAAUAUAAAAUUGUAUUGUUUUAAAUUAUUGUUAAAUAGCUAAAUUGCUGUACAAAAUAUAAUAUAAUUGACUAGUGCCUUUUUUUUCCAAACAAAAAGUACAUCACAUAAUGACUUAAAAAAUAAGCCAAAAAUUAAUUCAAGCUCAACUUUUUCAAUGGGACCAAACAUAUAUUAACAAAAUUUAAUCAAAUAUUAUCAUUGAGUAUUUUAACAGUAAUUAUUUUUAAUAUAAUUACAAAAUGUCGUUUUAUUCUCACUACCAUAAUCAUUUACUCUAAUAAUCCAUGAAUAUUUUAUAAACAUUAUAUUUGAAUCGACAAAUUCGUUGAAUUUGUAUGAGGCUAAUAUGCAUCGUUAUUGUAUACUAAAAUAUGUAUACAUAAUAUGCAUCAAUACAUAGUAUAAACAUUAACAUAGUUUACAUUUUUAGUCAUAUUUAUGGAUUAAUAAUAGAAUACACAUUGUGAUUUUGGUUAUAAUAGAAAAGAAAAGAAAUUUUUAUAAAAGAAAAAACAUUGCGUUUUUAGAAUAUUUACAAUUUUACAUAGGUAUUUGAAAAAUAGUAUCAAUAGGUACGUAAAACGUAAAAUCGGGCUUACAUUUAUUUACUAUAACUGUGUACGAUAAAAAUAACCAAUAGUGUUUUUUUUUUUUUCUGUAAGAAAUAUAGAAUAACAGAUACAUUACAUUUGAAGGGUAACUAUAUUAUAGCAUGUAUACGUAUUACAGAGUUCGCGAUUGGGCAUACAUUGUAUUGCACAUUAAAUAUAACCUUAAAUUGCUAUAUACAUUUGAAUAUUUGUUUUAGGUCCACAUACUUGUUAUUGAUUUAUAUAUUAAUUCGAUACAGUUUGUGUGUGUGAAAUGGCAUAAUAAUAUAGUAAUAUACAUUUAUUUAUUGCUUAAUAAGUGUGUAAAAUAUAAUAUAUAUUACUACUAAUUUGAAUGCACGAUAAACACUACGAAAUAAUGAUAGAUAAAAAAUAAUUUUGGAUACUAACUUUGUUUACGUAGUAUAUUAGAUUACUGACUAGGUAGGUACAAACUAAUUUGAAAUUAAUAAAUUCGAAUAUACUAAUGCAAGUAAUAAGGUUAUAGUUAAUUUUAUUUCCAAAAACAAAAUUAUAAAUUAUUUUCACUUAUUUACGUUUAUCGUUAUUCAUAUAUGCCUAAAAUUUUAAAAUUCAAAUUAUUCAAAAUUGUAUACGCAAAAAAAGCAAUUCUAUUAUUGUCAUUAUAUAAUAUAUUUGAUACAAAUUCUGAAAGAAUAUAGUUUUUGUACAAGGGUAAAAUACCUAAGCGUAUUGAUAUUUGAACAUUUGAAUAUGUUGAGAAUUAAAAAUUAUUUUUUAACGAGUGUGGUUUAUUAAUUAAUUAUUGAUUAAAUACAUUUUCAUAAUAAAAUGCAUUUUAAGAACUAUUAUUUUAUAAUUUAUUUACACAAGUUCAGUGACAGUUUAUAAAAAAUUAAUAUUUAUAAUACCUACUAUUUUUUUAUUUUUUUUAAGUAAUUACCUAUAUUAUUAAAAUUCACACUACCUAUUCUAAGAUUUCAGAUGAGUGACAAGGGUUACAACCAGGAUCAUAUUAUAGUUUUAGAAUUUAAAGCUAUAAUAAAUCAUCAAUCAAUCGAUUCUGAGUAGAACUCAAAUAUUAAUGAUUUAUUGAUUUUCGUUACAAUAUUCAUAAAUAAUAAUUAUCAAAUAUUAUCUAAUUGGCAAAUUUCAAAAUUAAGCUACUUAUCUAAUUUUCUUCUUAAACGAAGUAUUAAAAAAAAUGCAAAAUGUCAAAACAUCGGUGUUCAAUUAAAAUAACUGAUUUACAAAAAUUGCCGACUAAAAUUUAUCAUUGUGAAACAAAAAUAUUUCCUUGUUUUCGUUUAGGGUAUAAUAUGAAUAUGUACCUAAAUAAAACAUCGGAUAAAAAUAUUCAUAACUUUCCACAAAAAUUUUUAAUUUUUCUAAAAACAAUACUUAGAUUUUUAAUAUUAACAUUAUCUAUUAAUAAAAUAUAUUAAUACAAUUUAGGCGAGGAAUGUAUUGAUAUUGCUAUAAUUUGUGUUUUUUUGUGUGCUUAUAAACAAUAUUUGUACCAAAAAUCGAACUUCAAUUAAAAACAUUAUAGAAACUUUCUUGUAGCAUUUAUCUAGUUGGUACAUUGGAGAGGUGAUUUUUUUUUAUUGUAUUUGUCUUUGUAAAUGGAAAAAACUGUUAAUUUCGUGUAUUAUUUUCGUCAAUUUUUGGCUUACCCAUGGCAAAAAGAGAAAAAUACAUUAGAUAUAGGUAAUAAUUUAUGUUGCUUACAUAUGUAAAUUAAAUUACAUCAACAGUAUCAGCUUUUUUUAUGAAACUAUUAUUAAAUUAUAAAUAAAUAAAUAAUAUAAGGAAUAAAUAACAUAUAGAGCCAAAAAACACCGAACCGUCUUAGAAUGACUAAAUACUUGGUUUUUUCUUCACAUAUAAAAAAAAAAAAAACAAUAUAUUUCAAUUCAGAAAUAUAUAUAUUAGAUAUCAUGUCAAGAACUCCUAAGCCAUUAUUAGUUUUUUUAAUAUAUGAUUAUAUGGUUGGUUGAACCGAAAUAUUUGUAGUUAUUAAAGAAAUAAUAAUUUUAAAAUAAAAAUCAAAUAAGUUUUCUGUUUCGAAUAAGGUUGUUAAAAUUGCCUAUAAUAGUUGAACGUUACGAUGAAAUUUCACGCUCAAAUUGCACACCUAUCGUUGAAUUAACGGUUUUCGAACUUUACAUAACAAAUAUAACAGUAAGCGCUCCGAGUUUUAAAAUAUAAUAUACGGUUUAAAUUUUAAUACAAUAUUUUAUAUAUAAAAAACAAGGUUAUCGAAAAUAAUCAGAAUUUUUUCAAUCAGAUAUGGUUUUAAAUUAUAUUCAUUAAAUUUGAACAGAAUGAGAUAGACGAUUCGGAUUUUGAAUCAAACUUGGCGGAACUGUUAUUAAUCUAUAAUUGACUGUCGUCGACCUUAGGUAUAAAUGUAGGCUUAUUUUGUUGUUAUUAUUACUAUUAUAGUCUAAAUUAUUAUCUGAAAACUCGUAAGCGGGUAUAUUUUUGAUUUCCAUGGAUAUAACAGUGAUACGGGUUAAUUUAAUAAUUUUUUUCUUUUUGCAAAUGAAGAAACAUCAAUUUAAAAUAACAUUGUGUAUUUCGUUAUUUGUAAAAUGAUAUACUAGUUUAGUGGGCAUAGUAUUUAUACAUAGUUCGACCACUAGUGUUGUGUAAAGAUAAAUUUUAAUAUAUUUACAUUAAGAUAAAAGAUAAUUAUCUAAAUAGAAAAAAAUCAACAUAAAAAUAUAAUGAUCUAGAUAAAGAUAUAAAUCAGCAAUCAAUUUUAAAAAACUUGAUAAAAAAAAAAUGUUUUAUUUAUAACUAAUAACAUAAAAUUAAGUACUUGCUAAAAAUAUUAAAAAUGUAACAGAUUUGGUACACAUAUAGAUUUUAAAUAGAUUUUUAUUUUUAGCUUAAAUUAGAAUUCAUUUAGGGCUCAUUUUAAAACAACAUUUAGUUGCUACAUUCCUGUAUUUACCUAAAUAAAAUAAAAGAUAAAAUAUACCUCUAUAGAUAAUCUUUUUAGAUAAAACACAAUAAUAAUAACCGCUAUAAUAUUAUUCUGUCACGUGUGUUUUUUUUACUCAAGCUUUAUUAGUAUAAUAAAUUAUUAUAAUCCGAUAAAAACAACGUCCAAAUUAUUUUUUUCAGGUAUUAUUUUUUAUGUUCGGCAUGUUCGCGCAAACGUGUUUAGCGUCAUCGGCGAUUUCAGAUACUACCGCCAAACACGGACAUCGCCAGACCGACGCCGGAGACAAGAAAAUUUCAAAAAGAGAUUACUACGCCCCCGAGUACAAUCACGACCAAUACGUAAGUGACAGUUCAAUUUUCAAUUUUUCUUCAUAAUAUAACUGAUUCAAUAUUCAAGGGCGUAUUUAAAGAUUUUUCGAAGGUAUAUUAUACUAUAAUAUUGACGUUUUAGGUUUUUCACACUGCAAACAAUUUUCUGAAAGCAAAUUUUUUCCAGUUGGUGCAUUGAGAAGGCCGCGUUUUUAUAUCCCAUGUAAUUUUCUUAAAUUUAGGGGAAAAACGAGAAAAUGUACGGCAAUAAUGGUUUUGUUAUUUUUGAUAUUGUUUUUUGUUACAAUUCGGUUAAAAAUAUCAUAGAGAUCCAGCAUUUUCACAGAAUAUGUACUUUUGAUAGACGUGGUAAAAUUCACAAAUUGUAUAGAUUUUUAAUAAAUAUAGACAUUUGGUACUUUUGAUUAAUUUUUUUUAUUUGAUUUCACGAGAGGAUAAAAUUAGUUUGAUCGAGCAGAAAUACUUGAAAAAUUUACACAAGGUUCGUUGUAGUCGAUGGAAAAAAAAGUUGAGCGUAAAAUAAUUGUUUUUUGUUUAUUAUUAUUUAUUAUAUCAACUACAAUAGAUAUUAACUUAAAUUAUAUUGAGUUAUACAUUUUAAUUUUGUCUAAGGUAGGACAUUUUUUUUUGAUGCCUGACUAUGGUCCGAUUGCUUCAUGUAGGUUGUCAGGGAUAUUAAAUUCAUGUUUCGGUGACAGUUGGGCAGUAAAAGAUGAUGUGUUUGGUGGUGUUGUAUGAGUUAUAUGCUGAGCAUCGGAGAGUUGGCGUAUUUUCCAUCGGGAGCACAUACGGGAAUUUAGUGUGGUUAAUUCUAUAUCCAUGUCUUUAACGGAGUGUUUUAUUUCUUAUUAUUUGUUUUCCACUGUUUUGUAACAUUCCAUAUUUCAUUUAUCUAUAAAGUAUUUAUUUACACUUUUUCGUGGGUCAAAAAGUGAGGAAACAGAAAGUUUUUCAUUAGUUAGGUUUUAUCAUACGUUCAAAUUAAAACGUAAAUCUUAUUUAAUCAAAUUUAAGUUGAGAUCACUCGUAUAUUAUUAAGUAAUCAACUGUAUCAACAAAAAAAAAGCUACCCUGUCUUAAAUCUAUAAACACAGUCUGAUUAAAAAAUUCGAAUGGAUAAACAGUCUAAAAGAACAAUUUUCAUGUUUGUAAGAUAAAAAUAUCGAAUUUAAAUAAAAACGCUACGUUUUUAUUUUUUUAACGUUACUUAUUGUUCAUUGUUAUAUGUGGACUUUCGAUUAAAAUAGGUUUUUUCUUUUUUGAAAUUCGCUUUAUCCGACGUCUUUAAUUAGUUUUCUGAUUCCGCAUCUUUUAUUCUAUAGAAUUUACUGUGUGGAUAGAAAAAUAUACAGAAAGUCAAAAAGUAUCGUCUUAAUAAAAUACGCUAAAUAUUUUACAUAAUUUAAACGCUGCCCCGAACGAUUGUCAAAACUCUUGAUUAGUCCAACAUUAUGAACGCAUUCAUACAAAAAUAUAUAUCUGGUAGAUUCAAAUGUAUUGCCAUCGAUUGUCGGCAAGAAAAAAAAAAUCCAAAUUAUGUCUAACCGCUGUUUAUGAAGUUUCGUUGAUAUUACGCUUAUUUAAAAACUGUCCGGUUAAAUUCGAAAAUUCUUUUUAGCAUUAUUUGGCAGGUUUUUUUUAGCUAUCGAGAUUAUUAUUGUCAUCAUCAUUAUCAUCGUCUGUAUAAAAUAUUAUAAAAAAAUAAAAAAAAAAAAACAUAUAUAAUAUAAAACGACUAAUUAUGAGUGACGCGGCGACGACGGCGGCGUUGGUGACAGCUUAAUGAUAGCUAAUUUUAAUUUCUCAAUUACACCCAAAUAUACGAGCAAAAAUAAAAUAGAAAACCGAAAAUAGGGAAGUGGAAAAAAUUCAAAUUGCAUAUACUAUCAAUAUUAUAAUAAACGUACAUUUUUAACGACUCGGGCUUGAGUGUAUUGAUAAAGCGUGAAAAGAUACGAUUUCAAUAUUUUGUAAUCGGUUAUAAAACCGCCUAUGUAGGUAUCUAUUAGGGAUGAGACACAAAUCCAGAUAGUCCGAAAAGACUGGAUUUUUGAUUUAAAAAUACGAGUAAUCCAAUUUUGGAUUUCAAAAGUAUAAUUAUGGUUAAUUUUUAAAUUUUACGAAAAAUGCUUAAAAAAAUCUAUAAUGAAAGUUCCAAAUCCAAAAUCCCGAUUGUAAAUUAGUUUUCGGAUCCAGAAAUCGGGAUUGUAGAAUUUCGAUAAAUCCUGAUUUUUCCCACUCACCACCAAGUAAAACUUUAUUGUAAAUAUUAUUAUACUUAUCAAGUGGAAGAUAUUUAAGACCUAUUAAAUACACACUAAGAGAUGAGUGGAGGAAAAGAAGAAUAUUGAACUUAGAGACACUCUUUCACAAACCGAAUAUACUGAAAACGAUAGGACACAAAAAAUAACGUAGGGCUAGGAAUGUUUGGUGCAAUCUUUCACAUGCAGUAUUUGAAGAAAAUCCUACAGAGAAAAGACGACUUAGGGAGAAGAUACGUGAAAGCGUUAGGUGGCGGUAUACGGACUGGAAAAUAAAGACAUCGAAUAGGGAAAACUGGAGGCAAAGCUGUUUGACAGGAUCAUCUUAGUGGCUGAUUUAUCUAAGAAGAAGACAAAUUAAGCCAGAGCAUAUUUUUAAUCCUAUGAUUCCCUAAAUUCCUAUUAAACAUUCACGCAAUAAUGUCCUAAUGAAAAUUGCAAAAAUCUUUAUGUUCACAAAAAAAAGCAGAUAUUACGGAUGCGCCACUGGAAAGUCGAUAAUGACAUGGGAUAAGAAAGAAGUAAUUUGAUUUAUACCUAUACAUAAUGAUAAACUAUUGUAAACGAAAAACGAUUUGAAGAGAAGUUUGAUUAAACAUUUCUGGAAACACCGUUAAUACAUCAAUUUGAACUUUAAAAAACACUUAUUGAAAAACAUUCGCCAUAUUUUUAUUGUAAGAAAAAAAUCUCGAUGAACCUAGUAUAAGUAGCUAAUUUUCAAAUAUUUUUCAUAGGCCGAAAAAAUUUGACCACGUCUAGAAGAAUGUAAUUUUUUGGUUUCAAAGAUUUGUAUAAACUGAAUUGCAGCAAACAAAAUAAAAUAAAAUGGAAAUCCGUUACACUGCGUGCAUAUUCCUUAUGUUUUAUCCGAUUACUAAAAAAACUAUAAGGAAUAUUGACAAAUCACUUCCUGAAUCCACCAACCUAGACGACACAGAUGAUCCGGUAUAAAAUUCCGCAUACAAAAUAUUGUUGCAUGAUUUUCGCUAUACGAGUACGCUGCAGGGUAUAUAGUAUUGUCACUAUCUAUUUUUUUCGAACUGCCAAUGAAAACACGCAAAAGCAUACACAAACUGAAACACCCUUAUAAUACAAUAUCGAUAAGUGCGUGUGCUAACCAUUGAAAUUAAACGUCGAACCUUUAUUAUUACGGAUCGACAUUGAAAAGAACCGGACAAACUGUAUUAGGUAUACCGUCGAAAAUCUCGCGACAAAAAAUUAACUAAACGCGGCAUUAUAAUGUUUAAAAAUUUAAGGUACCUACCUAUAGGCGCGUAUUUUUUAUUCUGUUCGUCACGAUUAUGUAGCGUCAUUUAAAAAAAAAAAAAAAACGUAGAAAAAAUGUGUGAAAAAAAAAACAAAACCAUUUUGAACGGUUAUCUCGCGCGUUUUUAAGAGAUAAUUACGGUACAAUACUUUUUUAAAAUCCUGAACGUACCUAUGUACCUGCAUGUAAAACUCGUAAUAAUCGACCGUCACGCCGCGUAUAAUACAAUAUAAUAAUAAUAAUAAUACUCGUAAUAUUCAGCAGUUCGGACGCGUGUUUCGUAAGUCGGAUUAAAAAAAAAAAAAAAAAUUAGACAUCCGUUUGACCAUAUAAUAAUCGCUGUUGCGCGCCGAUAAAUAAUAAUAAUAUUACGGGUAACAAUUAUUAUAUUAUUAUGAUUUUUUUAACACUUUCAAAUUAUUACGUCUGCGACGGAAUACCGUCGGCUGUGUUAUUUAUAACCGUUUGUCCGCAUGUGUGAUGGAUACGAGUAUACGUGUGCACAAAUACGACGGAACUGGUCAUAGAUUUUCGACCCAUGCGUCAUAACAAUAAUCGGACAAAUUAACACGCGUUUCCUAUUUGCACGCGACCACUAUUAUCAUUCGAUUAUCGUAUAUAAUGAGUGGUUGACAUAUUAUACGAUUCGUACCCAACGGUCUUUCGUCAAAUUUAAAUCGUAAUGUCUAUAAUACGCGCAAUGUUCUUGAAUUCUUCCGCUUUCUGCUGACCGAGACGCAGUGUCCAUGCAUUGUCACAACCGCCGUGCAAAAAACCCGACGUGUUACACCGAGUAGCGUCGAGUCUAAAUAAAAUUACGCGUUUGCGGACGAACCUAAUGAAAAAUCGACCUUUUUUUUUUUUUUAAUUAAUUUCACGAUUUCACCUGCACGGUAACGUUUUAGUGUGUACAAUUUAAAAAAAACCACACACACGCGCGCGCGCGCGCGCGUCUGUUAAUGCAUAUCGUUUAUUGCAAAUGGUCCAAAAUGUUCGGAAUGUUUGAACUAGCGAUAGGCGCGUCCGAAAAAAAUAUUUUCUGUCGUAUUAUUCGAUAGAUUGAAAACUAUUUUCUAUUAAUAUUCUAGACUCAGAUUCGGUCAUGGAAAAAGCAAAGUCGAUAGUUCGAUCUAAACUAUCGAAAACUAUCGAUAGCAUAACGUGUCCGUUACUAUAGUUUUGGACAUAACAAUGACGGACUAAACGACGUUCGAAACUUGCAGCGAUAGAAAUAUUAUAAAAGAUCUGAAAAUCGGAUUUCGUAUCGUUUGGACACAACGCGUAUGAACCCGAGUCCCUUUACUCGUUUUGAGAACGCGUUUUUCAAAUGAUUUUCGCUGCAGCAUCGAUGCGCAUCGAAAUAUCGGAUUAUUAGUGCGUUUUGAGGUUCACGAUGGUUGAUAGAUUUGUUUUUGUUUUGUUUCCUAACAGACGUGUAAUACUCUGAUAUCCGAUGCUGAAAUUCGUUUUAAAGUUUAUCGUCGCCGGCGUUUCUCGGUAUAGAUGCACUGGCAUCUAUAGCUGCAGCUAAAUCCAUAGUCUGAGACUAUCAUCCGAUCUGUUCAGACGAAUUUAUAAUAACACGUUGUUGGACUUUGUGAUUGCGUUUCGUAAAACAUUAUCGAUAAUAUUCGCGGUCGACUGGGGGUGCCCAGUCGAGGGCCGAACAUAUUGUAAAUUCGGCUCAGUUUUGAUCGGCGAUAAAAUAACGUUACGAACUCGACGCGAUUCAAUAACUAACGGACGGUUUAACGGUUUUUGACUGUGACGUUCCAAAACAUUCAAACUAAAACCCCGGUCGUAUAUGGCUAAUCUGAUGCGAACAAUAAUAAACAACAUAUUAUCUUGAUUUGCAUUGCAUGCAUUUCAAAUCCAUAGGCAAUAUCGAGAAGAACAAUAUACACGUCGUCUCUCUGUCUGCGUGGGGUUAUUGAUGCGAACUGUGCCGUUGAAAAUAGGUUUCCUUUGCCGUUGCUGUUGCCGAUAGAGAUGGAAACAUUAUACGGCAUAGUUAUAGUUUCGGAAAAAAAAAACUUGAUGAUUUUUUCGCUGCACACUCGGUAUUUAAAACCGGAGCCCCGCAGUUUACGCACAUCAAAUUUUCGACGGAAAAAUUCGGGGUCGAAUUUACAAUUAUUUCAUUGUCAUUUUUCAUAUCCGAUAUGGUUCGAACACGAGGGGUGGAUAUGUCUUGUCGACUAUAUUGACGUCAUCAAUUUCCAAUCCAAUUUUCUUCGCAGCUUCUAUUCAUUUUUAGAUUCCGAACGGAUCGAGGAGUGUAUUGGUUUUACAAUGAUGCUUUCUUUUUUUUUUCUUUUUUAUGGUAAACGCUUUUUCCACCAGAAAAUAUACUACGAUUAUAAAAUAUAGUGCCUUUUCUGAAAGUAAAUGUUCUCUGGGUGGUACUUUUAAAGAGGUGAUCUUUUUUGAAAUUCCCAUUAAUAUGCGGGAUAACGAGGAAAACCUGGUGCUUUAGGUUAGAAAAGAUUCAAAGAUUAAAAACAAGGUUUUUUUUAUUUAUUUUUUGUCAUUAUUAGUUUUUAUUGUUUUAAUUUUUUUUUUUUUUUUGCGCGCCCGCGCACGUCUCUUCGACAAUAAAACGACGUGGUCCGGACGGAUAGACUUGACGAUCGUGCGGGCGAGACACCCGGAGCGAACACGCGGGCCCGCGAUCUCGCCGACAACGACAAUGUUAUCAAUUAAAUCGGAUUAGCGUUCGCGUUCCACGUGACGCGGUUUACCCGCAGUCACGCGCCGUCGUCGCCGUGUUACGCGCGCGCCCGGUUAUAAUGCGCGCCCGGCAUUCGCGGCGUCGUGUCGUUGUGAACGCUAAUGUGACAUAUUGCGACGAAGGUUUGAAAGAAGAAAAAAAAAAUACAUUUUUUUUUUUUUCUUUUACACAUUCUAUUAUCCGCCGCCGUCAACGAUAGCGUAUUAUUAUUAUCAUAAUAAUAAUUAUAAUAUUUUAAUGUCGCGUCGUCGUGCGGGCACCCGCUAUGAUUAUAAUGCCGUCGACCGUCGCACGCCCUGGUAUUUUCAACAACACCAAUGCGCGCGUCUGACCGACAGUCCGCGGGCACCGUUGCGCUCGCGACGAACGCCACGCUAGAGCCGCGGCCGGGAGGGGGAGGUUUUUCGCGCGUCCGGCGGACACGAUAACAACAACAACAACAACAACAAUGACAAUAAUAACGGCGUGUCUGUAUUGUCAUUGCGGUGUUGUUGGCGUUACGAAACCGCCCUGAUAGAAAAACGUCGACAAUCGCUCGUGUCGCGGUAACCGCGCGCACGUCCGAAAAACGCGAAAUACGCGCACGCGUCUCGGGCGGGCGUUCAGGAUUUGUGCGCGGCCAUUUCUUAUUGGACCCUCCGGAAACAGCGCACGGUAACGCUAAUUCGCCUGAUACCGGCCGGCGAUAAUAAAUACCGUCGUCGUCGCCGUCCCGCGCUGUAUUACGCAACAUGGCUUCGGCGUCCGGCGGUUUUCUCGGUCGCUCGGUUAUUUUUCCUCCCAAGUGCCGUAAGCGCAACUAGACUACAUCAACCGGAUGCCGAUGCACCCCAAAGGUGGGGCGCUACAAAAAGUUACGGACCCGUCGAAAACCAAUGACGGCUAUGCCCCGUAAUCCCCGUUUUACACGACUCUUACAACAAGCGACUACGCAUUUUAUUCGCAUUUUUACACAUGGAAAUUCAUCGUAACUGUUUUGCCAUUGUUUUCCGUGUAUACACGUGGAUUAUCUGUAGGAAAUCUGUAUUUUGUGCGGCUCAUUUUAUAAAAUACACGGAUGGAAUAUUAUCAUUUCAUUAUUAUGAAAAUGCUUGGUGGGUUUUUUGAGGGACGUUAAUUUUAAACUCGAGAGUGCUAAAGACCACCUAGCACCAACCCCCUGGUUGCGCCUAUGUCCCAGUCCUCGGCAAUUCCGAAUCUAUAGGUCUUGCCGUAUAUUCCGUUCGUCCAUGACGUUCCUUUGGUCUUUCUCGCGGGCGCCUCCUUAAGUAUUUAUUUUAUUUUAAACGGGCGGCGUCCUGUCGCAAUUACGAAAAACGCAUGGCAACAAAACGAGUGCAAUUCAACACGAAAUAAUAGUACCGCAAUUAAACAACACGGUAGUAAAAAUAAACAUAGUACCUAUAAUUUGUGAUUAAAAAUGUAUCACAAAAAUAAUAAAUAAUAGAGAAAAGAUAUUAAUUCGUAACAAUAUGUAUGGAUAUACAAAGUGUCCUACGGCGUUAUCCGAAUGCUAAUAUAACUUUGUCAAUGUUAGUUUUUUUUUUCUAAUCAGGUUUUGUGUCUUAUUUACCGAAAAAAAUAAUACAGCUUUUUAGUUUUUCUAGAAAUUAAAACGGCUAAUAUUAUGAAACUAUUAAUCGGACGUGAAUGAUACAUUCAAAUGUUUAGAAUGUUAUACAAAAUGGCCAUUUGGAAAAUUUUAGAAAGUGAAAAAAUAAAAAAUGUAUUUCCUUUCAGUGAUUACGGGAUGCAAAUAUAAAUUUAAUUGUUCUCUACUCAACAAAAUUUUAGGUGACAGACAUUGGAAUAAAACAAUAUCAACUACGUGUACACAACCUGUAUACUCUUUGGUGGGGGGCGACGAUUAGACCCAGGGGGCAAUACCCCCCGUGCCUACGGGCCUGGAUCUAGUUCCACGACGGCGGGGCUAGAAUUCUGUAUCCAGUUGCUAAACGGUUAUAUUAUACUGCACGGAAUUUUUUUUUUUUUCCGUUCGCAUUUUCUUUGCAGUCGUAUCCGGCCUAUCGUUUCGAGUACGGCGUCCACGACCCGCACACGGGCGACAUAAAAAAACAGUACGAGGAACGGGACGGUGACACCGUCCGCGGUUACUACAGCCUGGUCGAGCCGGACGGUUCGAUCCGGUUGGUCGAGUACACGGCCGACGCGAAAAACGGGUUCCAGGCGGUCGUCAAGAAGUUCGGCCACUCGCACCACCCGGACACGGUGACGCAUCACAUGAACCACGGUCACAACAAACACCACCUGCACGAUGGCGGCGACGACGCUUACGCGCCAAGCUACUACGGUAGCGGCGGCAGUGGCGAAGGUGGCAGCGGUCACCACUACGAAAGUCCGGCGUCGCCGCACGUCUACGGCGGUAACGGCGGUCAUCAUCACGAGCCGCCCGCGUACGCAAACCACUACGAACCGCCGACCGGCUUCGACGGCGGCGAACACUACGAACCGUCGUCGUCGCCGCACGCCUUCGGAGACUACUACCAUCAGCCGUCCGGGGGCCAUCACAACGUGCAAUACGAACCGGACCACGCUUACGGCAAUCAGUACGGACAACCGCCGCCGUCCGCGUACAAUCACUACGAACCGCCCGUCGUCGGGCCCGCGCACUACCAGCAGCCCAUUGUAGUGCCCGCGCAAUUCGAACAGCCAAUCGCAUCCCCGCACUUCGAACAGCCGAUCGUGCCCGCGCACUACGAACCGGCCGUGGCGUCCCAUCCGGACGUCGGGCACUUCGAACACGGCUCGACGUCGCCUUUCGCCGGUGGCAUGCCCACCGCCCACGGUGACUACGGCAGCGCGCCGCAGGAAGAAUACUAUCCGGGACCGCUACGAUUCCCGGCCGCAUCCCGGGAGAAUGGUUUCGACUGGCCGGCCAAAGGAUCGGCCGAGGUCGGCCCGGCCGCGUACAAGUUUCCGGCCGUCGUCGGCGACAGCGGAGAACACCGGGCCCUCGGAAAGCUACAGAAGGCCGGCGGUUCCCGCGAACGGCCCGAAUACCUGCGCAAAUACUUCAAACCGGAAUACCGAGCCCAUCACGUCAACAGUUUCUACAACGACGACGACGAAUGAACGCGCGCGCCCCCGGUUAUGCUACGACAACCGGCGGCGGCGUCGUCUGCAGUUAUCGCCGGCGUCACCGCGGUCAGUACCGUACGAUCGGCAUCGAAUACUAUUUAAUAAUCAAUUACCCGUACACAAUAUAAUACCCACCCUGUAAAUGUUAAAAUAAUAAUACGCACGAAACUAUAAAAUAUAACCACGUCGACUAUACUCCGGCGCCCGCGUAUUCGAGAGACCCGGUGUAUAUAAACGGGGUUUCCGAUACUUCAUCCUCGGAGACGAGUUCGAUUCCGAAACAACGCGUUUCCCGUCAUAUUGUCAUACCGCAUGUUUUACUAUUACCGUUUUCCGUCUAAACACUCGUUAAAAACCGACACGUGAUAUCGUUGCAUAAUAUUAUAGUGAAAAGUUCAUUUUUCGUCGGGAAAUAAUAUCCGUUUGAAAUUCCGUCCGCGAAACGGAAUCCGUAAUACGAAUAGUAGCGCGACGGACGCGAAUGUCACACGAGUUUCCGGACAAAAAUACUAACUAGUAUAAAUGUUAAAUAAAUAUUGAUUAAAUAUUUCGUUAUAUUUGCGUGUGUACGAUAGACUCGUCGACAUUCGCGACAAUUCAUAUUUAUAAAUAUAUUUUUUUUUUCCAUACCUUCUUAUCUAUAUUAUAAUUUAUAAAUAAUUGUUUAUCAUAAAAUAUUAUCCUGAUGUAUUGUAUUAUAAACGUAUGUUUCCGAUGUAACGUAUUAUUUUUCAUACGAUAAUACGUUCCGUUUAUCGAUUAUUUAUUUAUCGAUUAAUUAAUUGAAAAAGAAAAAAAAAACCAAAAAACAAUUAUUGCAGAUUAUGUACAUAUUUUACCUAUAAUUAUUAUUUAGCCUUUUCGCAGACAAAUGUUGUAUUUUUUUUUUUUUUUUUCAAUAACAUUAUUUUUACUGUUUUAUGUUUAAAUAUGAAUAUAUGUAAUAAAGUAUUAGUAAUACGUAAC